AUGAUUUCCUCAAGAGCAGCAACAUCCUCACAACAAACUGAAUCCCGUUGCAGACGUGAAUCUGUCAACAAGCUCGAGAAAUCUCUUACACAGAUAUUGAAGGAGCAGUCCUCCUCAACGCAAGAGAGAACAGUGAAGCCUCUUCCAGGUGCGAGCGAUGUCGGUAUGAUCCUCAGCGACGUCGACGGCACUCUCCUCGACGACGAGCACGAUGUCCACCCUCGCACCUCAGAAGCUAUCAGAUACAUCAGACAGAACCAUCCAGAAAUUCCUGUGAUCCCAGUUACUGGAAAGCAACGCGCCUCGUGCGAUCUUGUUGCGAAACGCUGUGGCUUGGAGGACAUGCCAUCUGGCUGCUGUCACGGCUCAAUCAUCUACACUCCCGAAGGCCAGAUCGAGUCUCAGUUGGGAAUUGACCCGGCUGUCGUAGUUGACGUCACAAAUGUUCUUAUACAGAGAAACCGCUCCGUUUUUAUCUACGAACAUGACUCUGUCAACUGCGUCGCUCUUCAAGGACACCCUACCCUCGACUUCUACGAGAUCACCCGCGGAUACGACCCUAGCAUUAGAGAUGUUCGCGGAACUAACUAUAUGGACAGAGUCGCUUCCGGCCAAGUCGUCGUAACUAAAAUGUUCUUGCCAAUGGAAGUGUCUAUCGUUCCAGAUGAAAUGGAUCACCUCAACUCUGUCUUCAAGAAUGGUGAGGACUACAGAAUGACUCGCGCAUUGAAAGAUAUCAUCGAAUUGAUUCCUGCAAAGAUCGACAAAUCUGUCGCCCUUGAUCACUUCUCCAAGAUGUACAACGUCGAAAAAGGAAAAAUCAUGACUUUCGGUGAUGGUGAAAACGACUGUGGCAUGUUCAAGGCAUCUGGAAUGUCUGUGUCAAUGGGUAAUGCUAUGGCCUUACCAGCUCAAGUCAGCGAUUUCUCCACAAAGACUAACAAUGAAGGCGGUGUUGGCUGUAUUCUUGAUGCUAUCUUCCGUCCAGAGUACAAGUACAAGUCAGACGUUCAAGAAACCGAUUCUGGUUACGCCUCAGCAGCUUAA
Messenger RNA from Wallemia ichthyophaga EXF-994, 1047 nucleotides. RefSeq lists its product as uncharacterized. Gene Ontology annotation, molecular function: phosphatase activity; magnesium ion binding. The transcript has 2 exons. The record is from RefSeq and is a predicted model, not a curated record. Lineage: Eukaryota; Fungi; Basidiomycota; Wallemiomycetes; Wallemiales; Wallemiaceae. The coding region runs from base 1 to 1047 and encodes 348 amino acids. Gene Ontology annotation, cellular component: cytosol.